GUAGGGCUCUUUACAUGCUAUUAUAGUCUACGACCCACCGUGAGUCAACGUUUCCUGGUGACGUGGCACCAAACGUGUUCAAACCUUUGAACGAACAACCCAAACCGAGAAACGGGAAUUUAUCCUUCAAACUUUAUUCGCAAUUGAAGCUGCAAACAUUUGAACACACUCACUAUGAAGUUAAUGAUAACUAUUGUGAUAUCAAUGACAAUGAUUUUGUCAUCGAGUUGCGAGCUCAUACCGAUUACGUUUGAUGAGGUAUGCGAGGAAGGGAUGCGUUAUAAGUUCUACCCAAACUCCACAUUAGAAUGGGAACAAGCCAGAGAUUUUUGUGAAAGUGAAGACGGGUUUCUUGCGACCGUAAAUUAUAGGGGUUUGCAUAAGAGACUGAGAAAGUACAUCAACGCGAAUCCGGGUCUAGGGGAACCGUAUGGAAAUGGUUACUGGAUUGGUCUAAGUGAUAGAAUGAUCGAAGACGUGUUUAUGUGGACUGAUCUCACUGAGCUGACCUAUCACGAGGGGUGGAGCGAAGAAAGGAUUGGUAGAAAAACAGUCGUGCAACCCAACAACAAUGUGAAGCAAAAUUGCAAUGGACAAGACUGUAUUCAGAUGUGGCACAAUCCAGCAAUCGAUGGGAAACUAACAUUGUGGGCAUUCGAUGAUGACACAUGUGACGUAAAUAAAGGCUUCAUCUGUCAAUAUACAUCAGGUUGUGAGGGCGUCACGGCGGCUCCUCUAUAGUUUGUCAUCCAGUACCUAAGUACCCAACUUGGUUCCCGGCAUGCAACAGUCGUGGUGACAAUUCCUUGCGCCCUAUUUGCAGUUAAGCCUAGUAAACACCAGAAUUAUCUAGAAAUUGUCUCGUCAAAAAAAUUUCCUGUAAAAUCACACCUUUUUGUUUUUAGAUAGUCGUCAUUUAUGAGUUUACGAUCAACGUGUCAAACACAAACAGUUAGUAAAUUAAUAUUAAUUAACAGUCAUCCAAUA
Molecule: messenger RNA, 987 nt
Organism: Saccoglossus kowalevskii
Lineage: Eukaryota; Metazoa; Hemichordata; Enteropneusta; Harrimaniidae
Product: C-type lectin mosGCTL-7-like
Source: RefSeq, a predicted model, not a curated record